Messenger RNA from Cicer arietinum (chickpea), 779 nucleotides. RefSeq lists its product as uncharacterized. NCBI's taxonomy places the organism in Eukaryota, Viridiplantae, Streptophyta, Magnoliopsida, Fabales, Fabaceae. The record is from RefSeq and is a predicted model, not a curated record.
UCACAUUUCUAACUCAAAAACCUUAAAAAAAAACAAACCUCAAAAGUCUCAGUGUUCCCUCGUAUCACAUCACCACCAUGUCUCUGACACAUAGGUUUUGUGUCUCCAUUUUCCUUCUUCUUGUUGUUUUCAUUCUUCCUCUCACAGGAACAGCUGAAGAUUCUUCUCUUCUAGAAGUUCUCCGUAGACAUGGCCUCCCAGCAGGACUCUUCCCUCAAAGUGUGAAAUCAUUCAAAUUGGACCAAAUGGGUCAUUUAGAGGUACAUUUAGAUCGACCCUGUUUGGCUCAAUAUGAAACAACAGUUUUCUUUGACACUGUUGUUAAAGCCAACCUUAGUUUCGGACAGCUUAAGGUUUUGGAGGGUAUGUCUCGUGAAGAGCUUUUUUUGUGGCUACCUGUUAAAGAUAUCAUUGUUACUGAUCCAUCUUCUGGACUUAUUCUCAUUGAUAUUGGUUUUGCUUAUAAACGUCUCUCUUUCUCUCGUUUUGAUGAACCCCCAAUUUGUAGAUCUCAUCGUGGUCUUUCAUUUCGUAUGGUUGGAAGGAAGAAUAUUGGAUUUAAAGAUCAGAGAUAGCAGGUUGUAUCAAAAGAUAACUUCUGCUUCUCCCAUUUUUAAUUUUGGGGAUUUUUAGGAAAAAUUGAAUUAUGUAGAGUAAUAUACAACUCAUAAGAAAUAUAAUGCUAUCCAAUAAUUGCAACAAAUCACAUGAUAAUCAAUUUUAUAGACCUUCAAGAGAAGAAUUUAUAUCUUACUAUUAAUUAAGAAGGACUUCAAUUU